GAGAGAGAGAGAGAGAGAGAGCGAAGAGAGAUGCCAGGCCCAACAUUAGAUAUGGAGCCAGUAGAGCCGCAGUCUCUCAAGAAGCUAAGCUUCAAGUCCCUGAAAAGAGCUCUCGACCUCUUCUCUCCUAUCCAUGGCCAAUACGCGCCCUCUGAUCUUGAAAGCAAGAAGAUACGGAUCAGCUACAAGAUGCAUGCUGAAUAUGGAGCAGUCAGAAACUUGCCAACCCAGCCGGCUAGUCAAGUUAGUUCAACUCGACAAGAUCAAGCUUCUGGAACUUCUGAAAUACUGGCCCUUCCAGGAACUGAAAAUUCUAAAGAUAUGCAGAAAGGAGGUGAUCAAAAUGCUUUAGUUGUUGGUCCAUCAGUGCAACCAAUAAAACUAAAUGAUGCGAGUCUUUCAGAUAAAAGUGUUGCUGGGGCACUUGCUUCUCUUCCUGGUUCAUCGGAAAGAAAUCCAUCAACUUCUGCUCUAAUGGAAAGGAUUCCAAGCAAAUGGCCACGUCCUGUAUGGCAUGCUCCAUGGAAGAACUACAGGGUCAUCAGUGGCCAUUUGGGAUGGGUCAGAUCCAUUGCAUUUGAUCCUAGCAAUACAUGGUUUUGUACCGGUUCCGCAGACCGUACAAUAAAGAUAUGGGAUGUGGCAAGUGGAAGGCUAAAGCUCACAUUAACAGGACACAUCGAACAGAUACGUGGCCUUGCAGUGAGCAAAACUCAUACCUACAUGUUUUCUGCGGGUGAUGACAAACAAGUAAAAUGUUGGGAUCUUGAACAGAACAAGGUUAUCCGGUCAUAUCAUGGGCAUCUAAGCGGUGUUUACUGCUUGGCUCUUCAUCCCACCAUUGACAUUUUGCUUACUGGAGGACGUGAUUCUGUCUGCCGGGUAUGGGAUAUUCGUAGUAAGAUGCAGAUUCACGCUCUCUCUGGACAUGAUAACACAGUUUGCUCAGUUUUUACUAGACCUACGGAUCCACAAGUUGUAACUGGCUCCCAUGACACUACCAUUAAGUUCUGGGACCUUCGUUAUGGAAAAACAAUGGCAACUCUUACACACCAUAAGAAGUCUGUUCGAGCAAUGGCACAACAUCCUAAAGAACAUGCUUUUGCAUCUGCUUCAGCUGACAACAUAAAGAAAUUCAGCCUUCCUAAAGGAGAGUUUUUGCACAACAUGCUCUCCCAACAGAAAACAAUCAUAAAUGCAAUGACGGUCAAUGAAGAGGGUGUGAUGGUGACAGGAGGUGACAAUGGGAGCUUGUGGUUUUGGGAUUGGAAGAGUGGGCAUAACUUUCAGCAAUCUCAAACCAUUGUGCAGCCUGGGUCCCUGGAUAGUGAAGCUGGCAUAUAUGCGCUCUCUUAUGACUUAACUGGUUCACGGCUAGUUACUUGUGAGGCAGACAAAACCAUUAAGAUGUGGAAAGAAGAUGAGAAUGCCACUCCAGAAACUCAUCCGCUCAACUUCAAGCCUCCAAAGGAAUUCCGGCGAUUCUAAGCAGUCCUCUGCCACAUGCGUGUCUGAUGCUAUUCUAAUACUGUACAUGUAAAUUUAUUUCCAUGCUCUGCCUAGAAUGUUUGAUAGAGAUGAUCAUGUAGAGUUAAAACGGCUCUGCGCAUUAGCAGCGGUCUGAUAAAUUCAGUACGACCUAGCUG
Telopea speciosissima is the source of this 1646-nucleotide messenger RNA. Its product is annotated as protein pleiotropic regulatory locus 1. The transcript has 18 exons. The record is from RefSeq and is a predicted model, not a curated record. Lineage: Eukaryota; Viridiplantae; Streptophyta; Magnoliopsida; Proteales; Proteaceae. Gene Ontology annotation, molecular function: protein binding. Bases 31 to 1488 code for a protein of 485 amino acids. Gene Ontology annotation, cellular component: Prp19 complex; precatalytic spliceosome; catalytic step 2 spliceosome. Gene Ontology annotation, biological process: mRNA splicing, via spliceosome.